UCAUAUUUUACAGUCACCGGUGACUGACGUGGCACUCAACAUGUUAAGAAUGUAAAAGAAUAAUAAAUCAGAUGAAUUAAGUAUAGAACAAUCGUAAUUAGUAAUGUAACAGCAGUUAAUAGUAAUCAGUGUAUCUAUAAGUCAAAUUGUGGUUCCACGUUUCGUUUCACAUCCACGUUGGAUACGCUUGAAAGGAAUUGAAGGAAGUUCACCAGUGACGUGCUCGUGAACAAGUGAGCAAUAUGGCCACAAGGGAGAAUAAUCUUCCCGUUUUAUACGGAGAAUUAAAUAAAUUGGGACAGAAUGGAGAAUACGAAAGAGCCAUAAAAAUUGCCAACAAAAUUUUAGGCAUUUCUCAAGAAGAGGCAGCUGCAUUUCGCUGCAAAAUCAUUUGCUGUAUUCAAUUAUCUAAAUUCAAUGACGCGCUUCAGUUCAUUUCUAAAAAUCCCAAACUAGCAAGUAAUUUACACUUUGAAAAGGCAUACUGUUUGUAUCGACUGAACCAAGAACGAGAAGCUUUGAAGAUCGUAGAAGUCAUCCCUAAUCCUUCACUAAAACUGAUGGAACUUAAAGCUCAGAUACUGUACAGGCUUGAAAAAUAUGAGGAAUGUUUCUCUGUAUAUAGAGACAUUAUAAAGAAUUCUCACGAUGAGUACGAAGAUGAAAGAGAAGCCAAUCUUGCUGCAGUGAUUGUAAACUUAAUAACUGAGGAUUCUAAUUUGGAAGUCCCUGUGUUGCGUGAAGACACGUAUGAAUUGGUGUACAAUGCAGCUUGCCGUUUAAUCGCGGAAGGUAGCAAAGGGGACAAAACUGCUUUGAUUGAAGCAGAGAAGAAGCUACGAACAGCAGAGAAAAUGUGUAAAGAAGCUCUUGAAGAAGAUGGUGUUGCGGAAGAGGAAAUUGAAAACGAAUUAGGUAUUAUUAGAGUUCAGCUCGGAUGUUGUCUUCAACUUCAGGGUCGCGAGAAAGAGGCUCAGGCUUUGUACACUUCUACUUUGAAGGCGAAACUGGAUGAUAUAGCUUUGAUAGCUGACGCAAGCAAUAAUCUCGUGUGCCUCAAUAAAGAUCAAAACGUGUUCGACAGCAAGAAGAGAAUGAAGAACGCUACUCACGAUAGUUUGGAACAUAAAUUAACAUCGAGACAAAGAAGGACAAUCGCGUAUAAUCAGUGUCUGCUGGCUCUGUACACUGAUCAGGCAGAACAGUGUCAGCAGUUAUGUAAUAAACUUGCUAAGGAUCAUCCUUCGUUGGCUGCAGACGCGAUGUUCAUUAAAGCAAUACAACUUGCUAAAGAUGGGAAAGCGAAGGAAGCAGCAAAAUUGUUGAUGCCGUAUGCGGUUGGAGAGAAAGAAUUACAAAUGAAGUUGGCGUGUGUACAACUUUUGUUGAGUCAGGACGAGAGGCAAGAAGCAAUCAGUAUUCUCGAGAAUCUAAACGAGAGAGACAGAUCGUUACCUGGUAUAGUAAGCGCGCUGGUGACUCUUCACAUGGCUGAUAACAAUCGUGAAAAAGCGUCCGCUGCUCUUAAAAACGCAGUUAAUUAUUACAAGAACAGUAAGGAAGCCACGACUAAUUUGGGAGAGUUCUGGCGCCAAGCUGCAGACUUUUAUUUCCGCGGAGGGGAGAUUAAAGUGGCGGCUGAUAUUUUACAAGAAAUGGUAGAUGCUUCGCCUUCCAAUACCAAGACGUUGGCGCAAUUAGUAGUAGCCUAUGUACAGUUUUGUCCUGAAAAGGCACAGCUUUUAUCGAAACGCUUACCUCCGUUGCACGAUCUAUCUGAAACCACCGAUGUCGAUGCUUUAGAAAGCAGUAAUUGGGUAAUCGGUACCAAGGUGAUCAAGAAAAAAGUAGAACCAUCGCCUGGCAAACCUAUUGUUGAUGGGACGGAAAAGAAACGCAAGAAACGUAAACGUAAAGGAAAGUUGCCUAAGAAUUACGAUCCAAAUAUUCCACCCGAUCCUGAGCGAUGGCUGCCAAGGCAUGAACGUAGCGGAUUCAGGAAGAAACGGGAUAGAAGAAAUCGGGAUACCGCAAUGAAGGGCACCCAGGGUGCCGCAGCGGGUGCCAGCGAUAUGUACGAUAUCACUAAAAUGCCAACGAACGCGAAACCUUCUCCGAAUCCCCGACAUAGCCCAGCGGUAGAAACUUCCGGUCCACGGCAACAACAACGCAAAGUUCAACAAAAGAAGAAGAAAAAGGGUGGGAAGUGGUAAUUUGUGUAUUACUGUUGCAUUCGUCUCUGAAAUAUAUAACGUGUCUAUGCUAGGGUGCCGAUCGAUGAUUGAACUCAAUGAUGAUGUGCGUCUUAGUAGCGGAUAACUUUUUCAAUUAUACACAUUUUUUAUCGCUGUACACGUGUAUAGUAUACAAAAUACUGCCAUUUAUAAGCUGACGUACUUUAUAUCGGUCUCGCUCGAUGCAGUGCACAGUUUUCAUUUAUUAAUUUGUUGUUAGAUUAAAGUGCAACGUUACUGUGAGUUCACCAGGCAAUUUGGGAAUACACAUGGAAAGACGUGGUACAGAAAAUAUUUUUAUUUAUUUUUUUUCUCCUUCGUCUCCUUGCCAACUUGUUCACCAAAAUUCGACAAUAUAAUAUAUAAUAUACGUAA
Messenger RNA from Ceratina calcarata, 2609 nucleotides. RefSeq names its product signal recognition particle 72 (gene Srp72). The transcript is spliced from 8 exons. Bases 243 to 2213 code for a protein of 656 amino acids. Lineage: Eukaryota; Metazoa; Arthropoda; Insecta; Hymenoptera; Apidae. The record is from RefSeq and is a predicted model, not a curated record. Gene Ontology annotation, biological process: SRP-dependent cotranslational protein targeting to membrane. Gene Ontology annotation, cellular component: signal recognition particle, endoplasmic reticulum targeting. Gene Ontology annotation, molecular function: protein binding; ribosome binding; 7S RNA binding.